This is a messenger RNA of Mugil cephalus (flathead mullet), 3232 nucleotides long. Its product is annotated as solute carrier family 25 member 53-like. The coding region runs from base 612 to 1493 and encodes 293 amino acids. The record is from RefSeq and is a predicted model, not a curated record. The transcript is spliced from 2 exons. NCBI's taxonomy places the organism in Eukaryota, Metazoa, Chordata, Actinopteri, Mugiliformes, Mugilidae.
AAAUUAGAAACCACAUUUGUAGACCUAAUACAUUAAAUGAUAAGUUUUUAAAAAAAAAAAUCAAUACACAUAAAAAAGGAUUGAGUAUUUCUGGCAGUGAGUCGUGAUGUUAGAUAGAUGGAUGCUUUAUUAUUCCCAAACUGGGAAAUGUAAUACACAUUAUCAUCAUACCCCUCACAAUAAGGUGUAGUUAGUAUUUAUUAAUAACAUUCAGUUGAACAAUAGCCUGUAGUUUUGCACUGAAUACACCCUUUUACCGAAAAUACUGUAUUUGAUUGAUAGCUGAUGCGACCAAUCACCGACGACGUGACGCGCGCCGUAUUGACCAAUAGCCAGCCCAGAUUGAGGAAGCCAAUCAGAGACACCGCUGCAAUAAAGCUCAGUGCACUUGUCAUCAAUAAUACCUCAAGGCUGCUGCACAUCGCUCAUGACCCGUUAAGCGUCCUGACAGCACGAAUUAACAAAAAAAAGCAACCUCGCUCUAUGUGCAGUGUUAAAAAAGAAAUAGACGCGUGUGUUUCUGUCAUUUUCCAACAAUAACCGGCUGGAAAUAAGGAACCCUUAUCACUUUAUUUGUCUGCCGUCUUGACUAUUAACCACCCGGCUCAAGCAUGACAGGAAGCCCCGAUGGAAAGCAAGAUGAGGAGGUCCUUGGGGUCUCGAUGGUUCGUUUCCAGAGCUACUUGCACGGAGGGACCUCCAGCUUGCUGUCCGCCCUCCCCACUGUCCUCGUCUUCCCCGUUUAUAAGACUGUUUUCCGUCAACAAAUCCACAACACUUCGGUGCUCAAGGCAGUGGGGCAGCUCUACAAGGAGGGACCUGUGAAGCUUUACAGGGGUGUGGUUCCACCACUACUGAUGAAGACCCUGAGUGGCACUCUGUUCUUUGGCCUCCAGGACACCUUCCUCCAAAAACUUACCCUGUCAUCCCAAAACAUCAUCCCUGCCUCUGCCCUGCCCGCCCUGGCCGGUUUUGGUACAGGCGUGGUCGAAGCUGUGUGUUUCACCCCCUUUGAGCGCGUUCAGAAUGUGCUGCAGAACAGCCAGAAUGACCGCCGGCUCCCCUCCCUGAAGAGUGUUCUCGCAGAUCUGUAUAGACGGAAGAUGUCCUUAGGCUACUACAGAAGCUUCCUGCCCAUCACGGCCCGAAACGCCCUGGGCAGCUCCCUCUACUUUGGCCUGAAGGGGCCCGUGUAUGAAGUUGUAGCAGGGCAGGGGCACUCUCCGGGGGUCUCCUCCUUCAUCUCAGGUACACUGAUCUCCAUGGGAAUCAGCUUAGCUCUGUACCCGCUGAAUGUGCUGGUGGCGAACAUGCAGGCGCAAGUGGAAGGGGAACUGAAAGGAGUCAGGGCUUGCUGGAGGGAGCUGUGGAAAUCCCGGCAACAGAGUUUGUUUCUGCUGUACCGGGGAGGCUCGCUGGUGAUUUUGAGGUCGUGCAUCACGUGGGGGAUAAUGACUGCCAUUUAUGACAAGCAGGAGAAACGAUCGGGAUAAAGGGGAGUUUAAUCGCGAAAGAUUUUUGAUGUCAGUGCACAUUCUGUUACGUUCUGGAGGAAUCCAUACGUUUUAUCGCCUUUGUCUUGGCAAAGAAUUAACAGGUGCUACUGCUAAUUUUAAUUCUAAGUCAGCAAAUGGGACAGUGUAUGAGCCCGUAUGAGCAAUUAUAUUGCCCUGAAUCAACAGGAAGUGCCCUGAAUCAACAGGAAGUGUUGCUGCACCUCUGCCAAGUCUUCUCACGAGCCAAAGUUUUUAUUUAGUUAUUUUUUUCUUUAUUUUUGUUUCUAGAAGUGUAAAUGGUGCUAGUGACAGUGAAUAUUAUCUUAUGAGGGAGGUUCAUGAAAUUUUACUUAUAAUAAGAGCUUGACAUAGUAGGAAGGGUUAACAUUUAAUACAUCUCAGCAUCUGAUACCUCGAUCCUGAUCUGCCUCAACAACAUCAUGGUUCUACUAAUCUUCCUCCGUCGGUGCAUAAAGGAGUUGGAUGCAUGGAUCAGGACGUUACUUAAGUCUAUGUAUGAUGCUGUAACAGGUAGUCUCUGCACUCCUGACAAACUCGAUGUGACUGACACCAGUCGCCUGACUGACUUAAACUGGUUCAUCUUCUUCCUCUUACCGUACAUACAUGCUCGAAGCAAACUUUGUGACAUCACAGCCGUGCUACGCUGACACUUCGGGUUUGUAUCGAGGCUGACGUUGUAAACUGACCACACGGGAUAGUGCAGACUCCAGGACUGCAGGACAUGGAGAGUUUUGUAGUUGUUUUCAGUUUCUGUUUUAAUGGGUGAUUUCUUUUGUCCCUGAACCAUCAUUUUUGUUAUACGUUUCAAGAACAUUGUUUAGUAAUUGCUUUAUGGGACAUUGUGUUACAGGGCGUUGUGGGUCUGUGUAAAUACCCUGCGGGGUUACACGGUGUCAGUCUCAGGUAGACCUGUAUCGUGCUUUAUUUUCUCAGGAUUGUCAGUCAGUUUCAGUUGAUGGUCUAAGUUAAUGGUGACUUUUAUUGCAGGAUAUAUUUUUUGGAGAUUGUUUUUGUUUUGGAUGCUUUUGUUUCUAAGAUGCGACAUUAGUUUCGGACAUUUUGCAAUUCAGAAGGAGCCAGAGAAAGAGCUUUAAUACAAAGCAGUAUAAUGUGGGCGCUGUAAUAUAGCUAUUACAUAUGAAUUAAAGGGCUGGGACAAAUAAGACUCAUUGGCUGAGUGAUAAGUAUCAGUAGGAUGCACUGGACCAAGCCUGAUCUACAGAGGCCUCUCCCCUCAACCCAUAGGAACCAAAGGCCUCUACCAAAGUCAUUCCAUUACCAGACACUACAGGACACCCUCAGAAGGCCCAUCUCCAUACCUGGAUGAGUCAAAAGUGCUUCGGAGGCACAAGAGAGACUCAGACAAUAUUAGACAGGUAGUCAUAAUGUUAUGUAUGAUCAAGUGUACCGUCUUAUUUAUUCUAGAAAUUGCCUGUAUCCUGUCAGAUGACAGUUUGUUUAAAUUGUAGAUCUGUAAAUUGUUUGACUGUGGAAAAGGGGAAGUUAUAACACCAUCGUUAUUUGAGUUUUUUUUCUUUUUUUUCUCUUUCUAUAAGACAUGCUCAGUUUAUGGAAUAAAUAAGUGUUGUCAUUCUGGAUGAGUAAAGUAAAUUGACUGUGGGAAAGGGGACACUGCCUACACAAUGAAUAACUUCAUAAUUAUUGGAGAUUGUACCUCAAAGUGCAUUAAUAAAACGCUACGGGCACUGAUGGGA